GCGUCCAGUAGCCUUCGAGAUAUCUUUGCAAGAUGAGAGUACUGGUACUAGCAGCGCUAAUCGCAUGCGCGUACGCGGCGCCAUCUGGCGACGCUUUCGAAGUGCCUGCCGUCCAGAUUGACGAUCCGGACGACGUGCAAGCUGCCGCUAUUGAUGCUAAGGUGAAAAUCGACGACGCAGCCCAAUUUGCAGCCGACGAAGCCCGCGCACUAACGGAGCAAGCAAUUGAGAACCAGAAAGACACUAUUAACGAGUCUAUUGACAUAGCAAAGGAAAAUACCGAAGAAGCCUUCUGGUCUAUUGAAGACAAGAAAUGGCAAGCUCUGAAUGCUGUACAGACAGCUGAAGCCAAGCUUGAUGGGUCGAUUGCAAGUAAUAGUCAGGCCCUAGCCAGAUCUUAUAAUUUUGUUGUGCCUUAUUUGCAAGGACCUGUGGUGUCCCCUAUAGCUCCGAUUCACCCUGCAGCUCCUAUAGGCCCUAUAACUCCUAUAAACACUUUAUCUCCUAUAGUUUAUGCAACUCCAGGAAUUAUACAAGCCGAGAAAUUGAAGAUUUUAAAGGAGGAAAAAAAAGAAUUGGAGAAGAAGAUUGAAUAUUUGGAGAAAGAACAAGAGAAGUAUGAGAUGAUAGAGAAACAGAAAUAUGAAUUGUUGGAGAAACAGAAAUACGAAAUGAUGAUGAAGGAGCAAGAGCAACAAACAUUGGUGAAGACGGCAGACCUGGAGAAGGAUGGCGAGAAAAGGGCGGAGUUGGAAAAGAAUUUGAAGGAGAAACCAGCAGUUUUGCUUUAUAGUGUGUUGCCUCAGCCUUGGUCGCAACCUCUAUAUGUGCAGGAUCCUCUUGUUUUGAAAUAAUGGUCAAAAAUGAGAAGGAAUUAAAAAGC
Molecule: messenger RNA, 883 nt
Organism: Hyposmocoma kahamanoa
Lineage: Eukaryota; Metazoa; Arthropoda; Insecta; Lepidoptera; Cosmopterigidae
Exons: 3
Coding region: 33-854 (273 amino acids)
Source: RefSeq, a predicted model, not a curated record